CCGCGGAGGAUGAAAAUUUAGACCCGAGGGAGUCCACCUUUUUACCGGUCAGUCACUUGUCCCACCAGACCACACAACAAGAAAGCAAGCAAAAUGAAAGGGAUAAAGAGAGUCCACCUCAUUUGUGGCACUGAAGCAUAACUGCUCCACCUGAGUAUUUUCUGUCGUCGUCGUCGUCGUCGUCUUGCUUGCUUCCUUUUAUACAAUAAAUAAUUGGUGUUUAAUUUCUCUAUAAAAUAUUCUAUUUAUCUACCCAUCCCUAUCUCUUCAUAACUCCUCCCCUUGCUUUUCUUCUCCUUCAAACUUGCUUCCAAGCCUCUCUUCCAUAUAAUUCUCCUGUUCUUUCCGCUCUAUAAAUUCAGGUGCCGGGUGGGAGCACUAGCGUCAUAUUGUUGUAGCGUGGCGAGGGCAUUUUGGACCGGUUUUGGCAUUUUAAAUUAUUUUAAAGCUUGGAGUUGAUUGAGAGAAUAAAUAGUGAGCAAGAAAGAGUUGGGAGAAGGGUGACAGGCAGCGCAGAAUUAAAAUUAAAAUCAAGAAAAAAAAAGGAAAAAGGAGACAUGUCGAAUGCGGUGAUAGAAAAAGAGCCAGAGCAGGUGAUGAAACUGAGAGGUGGAUCAGUACUGGGAAAGAAGACCAUUCUUAAAAGCGACCAUUUCCCUGGCUGUCAAAAUAAGCGCUUAACUCCUCAAAUCGACGGCGCUCCUAAUUACCGUCAGGCGGAUUCGUUACCUGUUCACGGUGUUGCGAUUCCAACAAUCGAAGGAUGUCGUAAUGUUAUUAAGCACAUAAGAGGUCGGAAAGACGGGAAGCAAGCACAAGUUUUAUGGUUUAACCUUCGUGAAGAACCGUUGGUGUAUAUUAAUGGGCGUCCCUUUGUCCUGCGCGAUGUGGAGAGGCCGUUCUCCAACCUUGAAUAUACGGGAAUAAACAGGUCUAGGGUUGAAGAAAUGGAGGCUCGGUUGAAAGAGGAUAUUCUGAUGGAAGCUGCAAGAUAUGGAAAUAAGAUACUUGUUACAGAUGAACUGCCAGAUGGUCAGAUGGUGGACCAAUGGGAACCAGUGUCAUGUGAUUCUGUGAAGACACCACUUGAGGUUUAUGAAGAUUUGCAAGAAGAAGGAUAUCUGUAUGAUUACGAACGUGUUCCUGUAACAGAUGAAAAGUCACCAGAGGAGCAGGAUUUUGAUACUUUAGUCGAUAGAAUUUAUCAGACAGACUUGAAUGCAGAUAUAAUAUUUAACUGUCAAAUGGGGCGUGGAAGGACCACAACUGGUAUGGUGAUAGCAACUUUGGUAUUCCUCAAUCGGAUUGGAGAUUCUGGUAUUCAGAGAACCAAUUCAGUAGGGAGAAUUUUUGACUUUGGUUUGAAUGUCAAUGAAAAUUUGCCAAACUCAGAGGAUGCGCUUCGCAGAGGAGAAUAUGCAGUCGUAAGAAGUUUGAUCCGGGUUUUAGAGGGUGGUGUUGAAGGGAAAAAACAAGUGGAUAAAGUCAUUGACAAGUGUGCCUCCAUGCAGAACUUACGGGAAGCAAUUGCCAAUUAUCGCAAUAGUAUUCUUCGUCAACCUGAUGAGAUGAAGCGAGAGGCAUCACUUUCAUUUUUUGUGGAAUACUUGGAAAGAUAUUACUUCCUCAUAUGUUUUGCUGUGUAUAUUCACUCAGAGAGAGUUGCCCUCCGAUCUAGUUCCUUUGUUCAUAGCAGUUUUGCAGACUGGAUGCGAGCACGACCAGAACUUUACAGCAUUAUUCGUAGGUUGCUCAGGAGAGACCCAAUGGGUGCCCUUGGGUAUGCGAGUCUGAAGCCAUCUCUAAUGAAGAUUGCUGAAUCUGCUGAUGGCCGACCUCAUGAGAUGGAUGUGGUUGCAGCCUUGAGAAACGGGGAGGUGCUCGGAAGUCAGACUGUUCUAAAAAGUGACCACUGUCCUGGCUGUCAAAACCCUGGUUUACCGGAGAGAGUGGAUGGUGCACCUAAUUUCAGAGAAGUUCCUGGCUUUCCAGUUUAUGGAGUUGCAAAUCCAACCAUUGAUGGUAUUCUUUCUGUCAUUCGAAGGAUUGGCAGCUCUAAAGGAGGUCGCCCAGUUUUUUGGCAUAAUAUGAGAGAAGAACCUGUCAUCUACAUAAAUGGAAAGCCAUUUGUGCUCCGCGAGGUUGAAAGACCAUAUAAAAACAUGCUGGAAUACUCGGGAAUUGGUCGUGAGAGAGUGGAGAGGAUGGAAGCUCGACUGAAAGAAGAUAUCAUGCGAGAAGCAGAACGCUAUGGAGGUGCUAUAAUGGUCAUUCAUGAAACAGAUGACGGCCAAAUUUUUGAUGCUUGGGAGCAUGUAAAUUCUGAUUCUAUUAAGACACCACUUGAGGUGUUCAAAGGCUUAGUUACUGAUGGUUUUCCCAUUAAGUAUGCUCGUGUGCCAAUCACUGAUGGUAAAGCUCCUAAAAGUUCUGAUUUUGACACAUUGGCAAUAAAUAUUGCUUCUGCUUCCAAGGAUACUGCUUUCGUUUUCAAUUGCCAGAUGGGAAGGGGAAGGACUACGACUGGCACUGUAAUUGCUUGCCUUCUGAAACUUAGAAUAGAUUAUGGGAGACCAAUUAGAGUCUUAGCUGAUGAUAUGACCCAUGAAGAAAUGGAAAGCGGAAGCUCAAGUGGUGAAGAAACUGGAGGUGACCCUGCUGCAUCCACCUCUGACAUUGCCAGUGUAAAAACUGAUAUGGAGCAAGGUCGUGCUUUUGGCAUUGAUGAUAUCCUGCUGCUGUGGAAGAUAACAAGAUUAUUUGAUAAUGGUAUGGAAUGCCGAGAAGCAUUAGAUGCUAUUAUUGAUAGAUGUUCUGCUUUGCAGAACAUACGCCAAGCUGUUCUGCAAUACAGAAAGACAGUCAAUCAACAACAUGUAGAGCCAAGAGUCAGGAGAGUGGCAUUGAGCCGUGGUGCUGAAUACUUGGAGCGUUACUUCCGUUUAAUUGCUUUUGCAGCAUAUCUAGGAAGUGAAGCAUUUGAUGGAUUUUGUGGACAAGGAGAAUCAAGAAUGGCAUUUAAGAGUUGGUUGCAUCAAAGAUCUGAAGUCCAAGCAAUGAAAUGGAGCAUUCGAUUAAAGCCAGGGCGUUUUUUCACUGUCCCACAGGAGGAGUUGAGAACACCACAGGAAUCUCAGCAUGGAGAUGCAGUAAUGGAAGCCACUGUCAGGGUCCGAAAUGGUUCGGUUUUGGGUAAAGGUUCUAUCCUCAAAAUGUAUUUCUUUCCUGGUCAGAGGACUUCCAGUCACAUACAAAUUCAAGGAGCACCUCAUGUUUACAAGGUGGAUGGAUAUCCUGUGUAUAGCAUGGCAACACCAACGAUUACUGGUGCCAAAGAGAUGCUAGCGUAUUUAAGUGCCAAGCCCAAGAUAGAAGGAUCUGUGACACGGAAAGUGAUAUUGACUGAUCUCAGAGAAGAAGCAGUUGUUUACAUCAAUGGCACACCAUAUGUGCUCAGGGAGCUAAAUAAACCUGUUGAUGUUCUCAAGCAUGUUGGAAUUACUGGUCCAGUGGUAGAACUCAUGGAGGCCCGACUAAAAGAAGAUAUAGUAUCCGAGAUUAGACAGUCUGGUGGUCGAAUACUUUUACAUCGUGAAGAAUAUAAUCCAGCAACAAAUCAGUCCUGUGUCAUAGGAUAUUGGGAGAACAUCUCUGUAGAUGAUGUGAAGACACCAGCUGAAGUGUACGCUGCUCUAAAGGAUGAGGGUUAUGAUAUAACAUAUAGGAGGAUUCCAUUAACUAGAGAGAGGGAGGCUCUAACUUCUGAUGUUGAUGCAAUACAGUAUUGUAAAGAAGACUGUGAGGGGAGCUACCUUUUUGUUUCACACACAGGCUUUGGAGGUGUUGGCUAUGCAAUGGCAAUUAUUUGUAUCAGACUUGACGCGGUAGCAAAGUUCACAUCAAAGAUUUCACAAACAGUGGUUGGUAGACGUUCAUCGUCUAUUUUGUCUGAAGCAAACUUACCUUCUGAGUUGUCUGAUGAAGAAGCACUGAGGAUGGGUGAUUACCGUGACAUACUUAGUCUUACAAGAGUUCUUGCACAUGGUCCAAAGAGCAAAGCAGAUGUUGACAUUGUUAUUGAAAAGUGUGCAGGUGCAGGGCAUUUGCGUGAUGAUAUUCUUUAUUACAACAAGGAACUUCGGAAGUCUCCUGGUGGUGAUGAUGAGCAACGUGCAUACCUCAUGGAUAUGGGCAUCAAGGCAUUAAGGAGGUACUUUUUUCUAAUCACAUUCAGAUCAUACCUCUACUCCACGAAAGCGAGUGAAACGACAUUCACAUCAUGGAUGGAUUCAAGGCCUGAACUAAGACAUCUAUGUAAUAAUCUCAGGAUGGAUAAAUAAUUUCAGGCACAUAAAAACUCUAUUCAAAUGUAUUUUUGUACAGCUAGCCAUGUUUGUAGUUUCGUUGCCAAUAACUUCACUUUCUACUUGCUGCUGCUCCACGCUGUUGCAAGGUUUGGUUAGAACAGUAAAAAAAGAACACACGAGUUUUAGAA
Populus nigra (black poplar) is the source of this 4495-nucleotide messenger RNA. RefSeq lists its product as uncharacterized. The record is from RefSeq and is a predicted model, not a curated record. NCBI's taxonomy places the organism in Eukaryota, Viridiplantae, Streptophyta, Magnoliopsida, Malpighiales, Salicaceae. Bases 558 to 4340 code for a protein of 1260 amino acids. The transcript is spliced from 19 exons.